AUGUCCAUUUCCGGGGCCGUUGACCCACGAGCCCGCUUCGUCGUCGCGGUUCGUCCAACUUCGGAGUGUCCCUUCGCAGAACCCUCCAUUACAUCCCCCAAUGUUCGACAAACGGCUGAGAAUCCAGAUGGGUUCAAUUUGGACAUCCAUAAAGAUGCAGCUCUGCGCAUGGCCACUGUACAGGAUGAGAAUAUCUCCACUUACCAAGCAUUGGCUGCCAAUCAUGUCAAUCCUACGACCAUCCAGUUUUGA
Molecule: messenger RNA, 252 nt
Organism: Penicillium vulpinum
Lineage: Eukaryota; Fungi; Ascomycota; Eurotiomycetes; Eurotiales; Aspergillaceae
Exons: 2
Coding region: 1-252 (83 amino acids)
Source: RefSeq, a predicted model, not a curated record